UGGCUACAUCAUCAUUUUCAGCUGCCAGGAACAGUCGGUGUCACCUAUAAACACCGACGAUCAUAACUCCCAUCUCACUGAGGAGUAUAGACUCUAGAAUAGACAUGCAGAUAGAAUGUCCGGCCUCGUUCAAGACUCUAUCCUUGGCAAUCUCAUCCGCUUCGUCUCGCGCGGGCGCUACUUCCAGUACCCCGAGGAAAAGGACCCCUCGCUAUGGCAGCAGUAUGUCAACCGGGACAAGUCGGGUCGCAUGGCAAAUACCGGCCGUAUAGAGGCCGACGAUGCUGAGGCUGCCUCUGACGAUCGCCCCGACUCCGGAUCCAUGACCAGGGUGCCCUCGUCCACGUGGUCCGACCACGGCCGGCGCGUUCAAGGCAUGACGGGGGUCACCAUCGACCCGGAAAAGGGUAGGGACACGGCCGUCGUCGACUGGUGGGGGGAUGAUGAUCCAGAGAACCCCCAAAAUUGGCCGCAAUGGAAAAAGGUCGUGGUGACGGUGGAGAUCUGCCUACUCACCUUUAGCGUCUACAUCGGAAGCGCCAUCUUCAGCGCUGGCAUCAUGUCUGUCAUGGAGCAGUUCCAGAUCAGCCAGGUGGCUGCUACCCUAGGCCUGACCCUCUUUGUGGCCGGCUACGGACUGGGGCCGCUGCUGUGGUCUCCGAUGAGCGAGGUGCCCCAGAUCGGUCGCAAUCCUGUCUACAUCGCAACUUUGAUCGUGUUUGUCGUGCUGCAAGUGCCUGUGGCAUUGGCCAGUAAUUUGGGAAUGCUGCUAGCCUUUCGCUUCCUGACUGGCUUCUUCGGCUCUCCCGCCCUAGCCACGGGCGGCGCCAGCAUCGCCGACAUGUUCCGACCUGCUAAACGGGCCUACGGCAUCGGCAUCUGGGGGAUCAGUGCAGUCUGCGGCCCCGUCGUCGGCCCUCUAGUGGGCGGGUUCGCCGCACAAGCCAAAGGCUGGACGUGGACAAUCUGGGAACUCACCUGGCUCUCCGGCUUCACCCUCGUCAUCUUAAUUAUCUUCCUCCCCGAAACCUCCUCCACCAACAUCCUGUACCGCCGCGCGCGCCGCCUCCGCCGUCUCACCCAGCGGCCAAACCUCCGCUCAGAACCCGAGAUUGCCAGCGAAGGCCUCACAGCCCGCGAACUCGCCAUGAUGACGCUCGUCCGGCCCUUGACGCUCAACUUCCUCGAGCCCAUGGUCUUCCUUUUAAAUCUCUACAUCGCCCUCAUCUACGGCCUCCUCUACGUCUGGUUCGAAUCCUUCGCCGUCGUCUUCGAAGGCAUCUACCAGUUCAACCUCGGCCAACAAGGCCUCGCCUACAUCGGUAUCCUCACCGGUGCUCUCAUCACCAUCCCUCCAUACUAUUGGUGGAUGCGCAAAUACCUCGAACCCAAAUUCGACCCUGUCACGGGAAACCUACCCCCAGAAGCCCGUCUCCCCCCUGCUAUCGUCGGCGGAUUCUUCAUCCCUAUCUGCCUCUUCUGGUUCGGAUGGAGUGCUCGUGCCUCGGUGCAUUGGAUUAUGCCGAUCAUCGGAAGUGGAUUCUUCGCCGUGGGUGCGUUUCUGCUAUUCAACCCGGUGCUGAAUUACCUCUCCGAUGCAUACCCAGUAUAUGCAGCUUCGGUUUUAGCCGGGAAUGAUCUGUUCAGGAGUGCAUUCGGCGCCGGAUUCCCGUUGUUCGCCACAGCAAUGUAUAAGAAUCUCGGUGUGGGGUGGGCCAGCUCCACGUUAGCGUUUUUGGCCAUUGUGUUUAUUCCUAUUCCAAUGGUUUUGAUGAAGUACGGUGAAACGUUGCGAAAGAAUCAUAGUCGAUAUGCAAGGAAGGAUAUUUAACCCGUCCAUCCAUCCCUCCCAUCUCCUUUCAUUUUAAUUCCCCGGAGUAUAG
This is a messenger RNA of Aspergillus sclerotioniger CBS 115572, 1883 nucleotides long. RefSeq names its product MFS transporter. Gene Ontology annotation, molecular function: fluconazole transmembrane transporter activity. The record is from RefSeq and is a predicted model, not a curated record. Lineage: Eukaryota; Fungi; Ascomycota; Eurotiomycetes; Eurotiales; Aspergillaceae. The transcript is spliced from 4 exons. Gene Ontology annotation, biological process: xenobiotic detoxification by transmembrane export across the plasma membrane. The coding region runs from base 116 to 1831 and encodes 571 amino acids.